AUGAGUAUAGAGUUAUUUACCAUUCCGGGACUGUUGGGAGCUGGAGAGAUUACCACUGUUAAAUCUGAUGAUGGAACAAUCUAUUUUGCAGCAAAGGAAAUAGCAGCCGCUCUCGGAUAUAUUAGGACACAGAAUGCCAUUGAUAGGCAUACGGAAGAAUGGAUGAGAACCACACUUGGUGAAAUAAAAAGGGCCCCGUUUCAGGGCCCUUUUUGUGUGUCCGGUAGUAUACAUCCCGGAAGGGUGUUUGUUACCGAACCCGGUUUAUAUAGUCUUGUGUUCGGUUCAAAACUAUCCUCAGCCAAGGAUUUUCAACGAUGGGUAUUCAAAGAUGUUCUUCCCUCCAUUCGAAAAACUGGGAAGUAUGCAUUACCCGGUGUUGUGGGUAAGCUUAAAAGUAUCGAAGAUAGCGAGUUAUACCGUCUUGAAGGACCGGAACGGACAGAAGUAAAGAGUGAGCUGACCCGUAAGACUAACCUUAUGAAAGAUCCGGAAGCAGUUUUACGUGGGAAAAAGGGUGGAUUAGUCGCGCAGGAAAAUAACAGACAAAUUAAAAUAAAAUUAUACGAGAAGGAAAUAGAAGCUCUCGUACUCGAAGAAGAACUGGACGAACGAGAUGAAAAAAUACGCGAACUCGAAGACGAGAACGAAAAGCUCUGGAUCGAAAAUAAAAAACUUAAAGAACGAUAG
Messenger RNA from Paramuricea clavata, 690 nucleotides. The record is from the annotation of a GenBank genome assembly. NCBI's taxonomy places the organism in Eukaryota, Metazoa, Cnidaria, Anthozoa, Malacalcyonacea, Plexauridae.